AUGGCUUGGGCUCUGAAACUGCCGCUGGCCGAUGAAGUGAUCGAAUCCGGGCUGGUGCAGGACUUUGAUGCUAGCCUGUCCGGGAUCGGCCAGGAGCUGGGUGCUGGUGCCUAUAGCAUGAGUGAUGUCCUUGCCUUGCCCAUUUUUAAGCAAGAAGAGUCAAGUUUGCCUGCUGAUAAUGAGAAUAAAAUCCUACCUUUUCAGUAUGUGCUUUGUGCUGCCACCUCUCCAGCAGUGAAACUCCACGACGAAACCCUGACAUAUCUCAAUCAAGGACAGUCUUAUGAAAUCCGCAUGCUAGACAACAGGAAACUUGGAGAACUUCCAGAAAUUAACGGCAAGUUGGUGAAGAGUAUAUUCCGUGUAGUGUUCCAUGACAGACGGUUACAAUACACUGAACACCAGCAGCUGGAGGGCUGGAGGUGGAACCGACCUGGAGAUAGAAUUCUUGACAUUGAUGUCCCGAUGUCCGUGGGUAUAAUCGAUCCCAGGGCUAAUCCAAACCAACUAAACACCGUGGAGUUCCUGUGGGACCCUGCAAAGAGGACGUCUGUGUUUAUCCAGGUGCACUGUAUUAGCACAGAAUUCACCAUGAGGAAACAUGGCGGGGAAAAGGGAGUGCCAUUCCGAGUACAAAUCGAUACCUUCAAGGAGAAUGAGAACGGGGACUAUACUGAGCACCUGCACUCAGCCAGCUGCCAGAUCAAAGUCUUCAAGCCCAAAGGUGCAGACAGAAAGCAAAAAACAGAUCGAGAGAAAAUGGAGAAACGAACACCUCAUGAAAAGGAAAAAUAUCAACCUUCCUAUGAGACCACUAUACUCACAGAGUGUUCUCCGUGGCCCGAAAUCACAUAUGUCAGUAACUCCCCGUCCCCUGGCUUCAACAGUUCGCAUAGCAGUUUUUCCCUCGGGGAAGGAAAUGGUUCACCAAACCACCAGCCAGAGCCACCCCCUCCAGUCACAGAUAACCUCUUGCCAACAACCACACCUCAGGAAGCUCAGCAAUGGUUGCAUCGAAACCGGUUUUCUACAUUCACAAGGCUUUUUACAAACUUCUCAGGGGCAGAUUUAUUGAAACUAACUAGAGAUGAUGUGAUCCAAAUCUGUGGCCCUGCAGAUGGAAUCAGACUUUUUAAUGCGUUAAAAGGCCGGAUGGUGCGCCCAAGGCUAACCAUUUAUGUUUGUCAGGAAUCCUUGCAGUUGAGGGAGCAGCAGCAACAGCAGCAGCAGCAGCAGCAGCCGCCGCAGCAGCAGAAGCAUGAGGAUGGAGACUCAAAUGGUACUUUCUUCGUGUACCAUGCCAUCUACCUAGAAGAACUGACAGCUGUUGAAUUGACAGAAAAAAUUGCUCAGCUUUUCAGCAUUUCCCCUUGCCAGAUCAGCCAGAUCUACAAGCAGGGGCCAACGGGGAUUCAUGUGCUCAUUAGUGAUGAGAUGAUACAGAAUUUUCAGGAAGAAGCCUGUUUUAUUCUGGACACCAUGAAAGCAGAAACCAGUGAUAGCUAUCAUAUUAUACUGAAGUAG
Pipistrellus nathusii (Nathusius's pipistrelle) is the source of this 1524-nucleotide messenger RNA. Lineage: Eukaryota; Metazoa; Chordata; Mammalia; Chiroptera; Vespertilionidae. The record is from the annotation of a GenBank genome assembly.